UUCUUGAACGUAACCUUGAACAACUUACCAAUGUACAAAAUUGGUUGAACAAAAUGGAUCUCUUAAAAAGGAAGUUGCUGUUGCAGAACGCAAGUUGAUUGCAAGAAAUGAACGUAUUCAAAGUCUAGAAGCCCUUUUAGGUGAUGCACAAGAAAAAUUAAUACAUCAAAAUCAAAAGUUUGAAGCACAAUUACAAGCUGUUCGUGAUCGGUUGGAACAGGCCCGUUCUCAAAAGGCCAGUCAACCUGCCAUGUCAGCUGUUAACUUUGGUAGAAUUGCUAAGCCUUUAAGAGGCGGUGGAAAUGUAGUUGAACCCGCUGAUGAUAAACGCGAAAAGCGCUCUUCUUGGAUGCCUGGAUUCUUAAAUGGUCGUUAAUAUCUAAUAAAUAAUCAAUGGAUCUGCAUUUGAUACGUGUAACCAUGGUUUUAAAAUGCCGAGAAAACCUCCCUGUUUAUUUGUAUUUUCAUGGGCAAUCAUUUUUGUUUUUAUAUUGAAAAUGCAUCAAGUAAGACUUGCAUUUCGCAAUGCAACGCUCAGGCAUCAGGGGAUCCAGACACGUCUCUUGCGUCAAUUAACUUCUCGUGAACUACGAUCUACAUUUAUUCAAUACUUUGAAAAACUAGAUCAUACACCUGUCAAAAGUGCUAGUCUUGUACCUCACAAUGACAAAAGCUUAUUGUUUACAAAUGCAGGCAUGGUACCUUUUAAAGAAUACUUUUUAAAGCCCAAAACAGCACCUUUUGGAUCAGCUACGAGUAUACAAAAAUGUAUGAGAGCAGGUGGCAAACACAACGAUCUCGACAAUGUAGGCUUCACACCUCGUCACCAUACUUUCUUUGAAAUGCUAGGUAACUUUUCAUUCGGUAAAUACUCAAAAGCAGAAGCUAUCGACUACGCAUGGAAGUUUUUGUUACAUGAACUCAAGUUACCUAUGGAUCGAUUACGAGUCACCGUAUUGGAAGGAGAUACAGAAGCCUACAAUUUAUGGAAACAACAAGGAUUGCCAGACGAAAUGAUAGUGGUUUGUGGACCAGAAGAUAAUUUUUGGUCUAUGGGUGAUGGUGAAGGACCUUGUGGUUCAUGCACUGAAAUCUUUUGGGACACAAAAGAUGCAUCUCUAGAGGAUCCUUGGUUAGAGAUUUGGAAUCUUGUGUUUAUGGAGAAAUAUCGUACUUCAGAAGGUGUAUUGACUGAUCUACCUAUCCCUUGUAUUGAUACUGGCAUGGGAUUAGAGAGAAUGAUCUCUGUCUUGCAAGGCAAAAAAAAUAACUUUCAAAUUGAUCAAUUUCAGAUAUUAAUUGGAGGAUUGAGACAAGUCCUUCAGAAUAGAGGGUUGCGAGCACCGAAUGAUGUGGAUCCAAGUGCUCAAGAAAAGAUCAUAGCAGAUCAUUUUAGAGCAAUGUGUUUCUUGAUUGGUGAUGGUGUGGUCCCUAGUAAUGUUGGCCGUGGUUAUGUAUUAAGACGAAUUAUUCGAAGAGCAUUAAGAUCUGCUAAACAAUUAGGAUUGAAUGAACCUUUUUUAACUGAACUAUAUCCUUUUCUAUUGUCUGGAUUUAAUCAUGAUGAAUACCCUGAGUUGGCUUCUCGCGCUUCUUCUAUUCAGAGCAUUAUCAUGAAUGAAGAAACUGCAUUUUUGGCUACAUUAGAUAGAGGCAUGCAAGUAUUAGAGACUGUGUUUAACCAAAGCAGCCUUCAAGCCACAAAACAAAUCCCUCCUCAUAUUGCCUUUCAAUUAUAUGAUACUUUUGGUUUUCCUUUUGAUUUAACAUUCAUUAUUGCUCAUGAAAAAGGCUGGACAGUCGAUAUUGAAGGUAGAGUGUCUAUUCCAACAUAUUUGACUCAUCUGUUUGUAGCUGUGGAAACAUUAAGGAACAAGCAAAAACAAGCAGGCAAAGAAUCUUGGAAGGUAGAUGAUAUCAAUGAUAAAUCAAGACUUGCUGAAUGGCGAAACUUGAACAUCAAACCACAAUUCACUGGUUACAAUCAUAGUUUACUUCAACAAGAAUCCGAAAUCUUGGCCAUUGAUACAGUGCAAAAAAAGAAGGAGACUGAAGUGACAGUGGCUAUUGAUCCAUGUCCAUUUUAUGGGUUGGGUGGUGGUCAAGUUGUUGAUCAAGGUACACUUACUUUGGCCAAUGGACAUACAUGGCAAGUGAAUGAUGUAAUGGUCCCUUAUGAAGGUGGUCUUGCUUUACGCAUUCAACCCCUUGACUUGAGUCCAGAUCAAACAGUGACAGACAGAUUAAUGGAAGAUCAGGCAUUUUUACAAAAGGGUCAAUUGGUCAGAACACAAGUAGACAUGAGCCGUCGAGAAGGUGCUGAAGUGCACCAUACAGCGACACAUUUGUUAAAUGCAGGACUUCGUAAAAUAUUGAAAUCACAGGAUAUCGUUCAAGCUGGAUCUACAGUAGAGCCUACCAAGUUACGAUUUGAUUUUACGUAUGGCAAGCCAUUAAAACAGAAGGAAUUGGAUGCUAUUGAAGAUUGGGUCAAUCAUAUAGCAGCAACUGGUGGCCCUACUUUCGUUCAACAUAUGAAGUUAUCAGACGCAGUGAAUGCAGGUGCUAUUGCUGCCUUUUCUGAAAAAUAUGGCGAGGUUGUAAGAGUGAUUGAUGUGCCUGGUGUCAGUAAAGAAUUAUGUGGUGGUACACAUGUAGAUAAUAUUCGAAAGCUUUAUCCUUUCAAGAUAUUAAAUGAAACCUCAGUUGCUGCAGGCACACGACGAAUUGAAGCUGUAGCAGGUUUGGCUUGUGUUGAAUGGUACAGAAAAGCCUUUGCUCCUGUGCCUGACGCACUUAAAUUAUUACGAGCUAAUAAUACAACGGACAUGAUGGACAAACUUGAAAAGACAUUACAGCAGCAAAAGGACUUGCAAAAGCGACUUGACAUGAUGAAUGAAAAGUUGGCUUCUGCAGAUAAAUUUGAUCAGCCUAUUUCUGCUACUAUCAAAGAUGUGAAUGUAAAGAUUCAUUUGAUUGAUGCCGAUUUGGAUAAUGGAUUUAUGCAAAAACGUGCAAAUGUGCUCAAAUCAAGCCAACCUGAAUCUGCUCAUAUUUUAGUCAAUGGCAACACCAUUGUAGUCGCAUUAAACAGUUGUCAAAUCAAGACAGAAACUGCCAAUUCAGUGAGUUUUUAUCCUUAACUUGUAAUUGACUAACGAAUCCAAUCUAGAUUUUGAAAUAUUUAUUGAAACAUAUGAAAGGCGGUGGUGGAGGACAAAAGGAAAUGGCUCAAGGUCGAUUAGCAGAUGCUAUUUUGACUAAGAAUGAUAUUCAGUCCAAGAUCUUGGUUGCUCUCAAUAAGUCUGAAUAAUACUACCCUUUAGCAAAAAUAAAGAACUUUUGGUCUACGUCAUUCAAAA
Molecule: messenger RNA, 3362 nt
Organism: Gilbertella persicaria
Lineage: Eukaryota; Fungi; Mucoromycota; Mucoromycetes; Mucorales; Choanephoraceae
Product: alanyl-tRNA synthetase
Exons: 9
Coding region: 432-3143 (903 amino acids)
Biological process (GO): tRNA modification; alanyl-tRNA aminoacylation
Cellular component (GO): mitochondrion; cytoplasm
Molecular function (GO): aminoacyl-tRNA deacylase activity; amino acid binding; alanine-tRNA ligase activity
Source: RefSeq, a predicted model, not a curated record